CCCCUCCUCGUGCCAGCACCGGGACCCCGCUCAGGCCAGUCGUGGAAAGCGCUGAGCGCCAGCGACAAGCGUCCCUUCGUGGAAGAGGCAGAGCGGCUGCGAAUCCAGCAUCUCCAGGAUCACCCCAACUACAAGUACCGCCCAAGGAGAAAGAAGCAAGCCAAGAAAAUCAAGAGGAUGGAACCCAAUAUCCUCCUGCAUAACCUUUCCCAGCCUUGCAGUGACAACUUCAGCAUGAGUCACCAUGGCGGCAGCCAGCCGGGCCACCCCCAGCCUCCCCCACUUAACCACUUCAGAGAACUCCACUCCAUGGGGUCGGAUAUUGAAAACUAUGGCUGGCCACCUCCUGAGAUGUCUCCCUUGGAUGUCUUGGAACAGACCGAGCCGGCGUUUUUCCCUCCGCACAUGCAGGAUGACUGCAACAUGAUGCCCUUUCGCGGCUACCACCACCAUCACCAGAUGGAGUUUCCCCAGGAGAAGUGCAUGGGGCGGGACGUGGCCGUGCCCUACGCGCAGACCCCGUCGCACUUGGCCGACGCCAUGAGGACUCCCCAUCCCUCCAGCAUAUACUACAACCAGAUGUGCUCGGGAACUCAGAACGGGCUUUCGGCCCACCUGGGCCAGCUCUCCCCCCCACCCGAAGCCCACCACAUGGAGAGCGUGGAUCACUUGAACCAAACCGAGCUGUGGACGGACGUUGACCGCAACGAGUUUGACCAAUAUUUGAACAUGAGCAGGACUCGUCCCGAAGCCUCGGGACUCCCUUACCAUGUCUCCCUGUCCAAAGUGACUCCUAGAAGCAUCUCCUGCGAGGAGAGCAGCUUGAUAUCCGCCUUGUCCGACGCCAGCAGCGCCGUUUACUACAGCCCCUCCCAGUUUGGGAAAGGAAACGUGAGAACAUCUCAGUGCUCCUUGCGGGACAGGAAAGGCACCGUUUCCUCCGCGGCCAUGCCCGGAGCGGCCGGCCGGGCGGCAGAGGAGCACAGGGUGGUGGUGGAUGCUCUCCCCCCUCGGCACGGCUGCCUGCAGGGAGUUGGGGCCAAUAUCGUAAAUAUUAAAGGUUUUGUGGAAGAGAAAGAAAUUAAGCCAGCAAGGAGUCCUUAA
This is a messenger RNA of Opisthocomus hoazin, 1104 nucleotides long. Lineage: Eukaryota; Metazoa; Chordata; Aves; Opisthocomiformes; Opisthocomidae. The record is from RefSeq and is a predicted model, not a curated record.